Messenger RNA from Porites evermanni, 1328 nucleotides. The record is from the annotation of a GenBank genome assembly. NCBI's taxonomy places the organism in Eukaryota, Metazoa, Cnidaria, Anthozoa, Scleractinia, Poritidae.
CUGCGAAGAAGUUAUGAUGAGAGAUUUAGUUGGGAGGGACAGUGCCAGGCCCUUGUUGACAGGAUGUGGAAGAUGGUCUAUGGUAAGAAAUCAAAUUUACCGAUAGGAAAGUAACAAUAAUAAUAAUAAUUAGUACUUGUAAAUGUUAAAAUGGAUAUCUUAUCAGGAUUAUCCUUCAUUUGACCUUCAUCAUUCAUCGCUGUAUGUCCAUGGCUUCUGCAAUAGCGAGUGCAUAAAUACAUUUUUACUACAUUAUGUUUCGUGGUCCAUGUGCAUCGCUGAAGAAAUAUUGUCGUUAACCUUUUUAACCUUAAUGUUAGCGUUCACACUCUCCACCCUGUUCUCCAUACAGAUCUUGUGUUACUGAUUAGGAGAAUUUGUUUAAUAAUCAAGAUCUUUUUCACCGGCUGAUCAAUUCCAUUCGUUAAAACGUUUAUGUAUAAUUUUAUAAUAUGUUGGCUACACUUGAAAGAGUUAACGAUAAAAGAAAGUUAAAAUCUAUAACAUUGCGAUACAUCAAAGUCAUUUGAUUUCUAUUCAUAUGCAGUAGCAAUGGUGCUGUUCUCUUGUAUAUAAAAAGAAAAUACCAAAAAAAGCCCAGCCAAACUUUUGGCUGAUAAUUUGUCACAAGAAAUGAAAGGGGGGCUUCUGAGGUUGAAAUCUUUUUUUUUUUUUGAGAGUGACAUUUUUUUUCUGUAAAUCAUCGCUUUUUUUAACUUUACAGGUCUUGGAAAAACCAAAGACGAUGACGUUUCACGGAACGACUGUGAAAAGGACACUUCAACAGAACCGAUAGCAGGUAAUGUCAUUGUUUGCUUUGUCAGUUGAACCAAAGACAAAAUUUAGUUUUGCAGUGGAGUGAGGUUAUUUUCUUCUGUUGAACCAGGGUACUUUCGAUUAUUGGGGUGCAUCUCCAAGUAAACUGACGUAAACUAUCUGUUUCCCUCUCCUGAUUACAGGCCAAACCAUUUAAAUUCACUGCUAAUUUUAAACUUUACAGGUGUUGAGAAAAACCAAGAAGACGACGUUCCACAGAAUGACUGUGAAAAGGAUGCUGCAACAGGACCGAUGGCAGGUAAUGUCUUUGUUUGCUUCGUCAAUCAAACCAAAGCCAAAAUAUAUUUUUGCCGUAGAGUGAGAUUAUUUAGUUCUUUGGAGACCACAGUAAUUUUUAAUUAAAUUGCCUGCUGUUUUGAGCUUCAGACCAGUGCACCAUCUCCUAUUAAACUGGCAUGAAAUAGCCUCUAUCUUAUGUUAAGUUUUUUUUUUAUCUUCCGUUAACAGGCGAACCCUUUUUUAUUGUACUUCAACAAAUUAUACGGGAAGCA